AUGCCCGGAGUGGUAGCCGAGACAGAGUCCAAAAGCGGCAGCUUGUUGACCUUGGACGAGGUACAAGAUGGAACAUUUUCUCCUGUGGAUGUUGACGAUUUUGCGAAGUACCAUUACUCUGAAGAAGUGGAUAAAAGUAUUACUUCGUACCACGUAAGCCCCUUACCCAUUCUUGUUCCCACCAUUCCCAUCGAGGUCAUUUCCAUCGAGGUCAUUCCCAUCGAGGUCAUUCCCAUCGAGGUCAUUCCCAUCGAGGUCAUUCCCAUCGAGGUCAUUCCCAUCGAGUCAUUCCCGAUAAUUUGA
Molecule: messenger RNA, 303 nt
Organism: Gregarina niphandrodes
Lineage: Eukaryota; Apicomplexa; Conoidasida; Eugregarinorida; Gregarinidae
Exons: 2
Coding region: 1-303 (100 amino acids)
Source: RefSeq, a predicted model, not a curated record